UUUCUCCCGCGCAUGCGCACCUCUGCGGCGCAGCUUUCCAUUUCCGGUUCCGCUCUGCUCUUUCCUUUGGUGGCUACGUGUCUUUAGGACGGCGUUCGUUGUCUGUUCUUGAGGCGGAGGUCGCUUUGGAGGGUCGUUCGCCAUGGACCAAGUGAUGCAGUUUGUGGAGCCCAGCCGCCAGUUUGUGAAAGACUCCAUCCGGCUUGUCAAGAGAUGCACAAAGCCAGAUAGGAAAGAAUUCCAGAAGAUUGCUAUGGCAACAGCGAUAGGUUUUGCGAUAAUGGGAUUUAUCGGUUUCUUUGUAAAACUGAUCCACAUUCCAAUCAACAACAUCAUUGUAGGUGGCUGAAUGCUUCAUGAAGACUUGAUAUUGGACAUAGUGACAUAUGAGAAGGUUGUGGGCUUUCUGGAUUAAGAAUCUAUUUGGAUCUUCUUUUACUAUUUGACAAUAUAAACCAGGUUUUAAAGAACAACUGUUGUGGCAUUCUAUUUGGUUAAUACAAGCACAUCUUGAUAAA
Sceloporus undulatus (fence lizard) is the source of this 518-nucleotide messenger RNA. RefSeq names its product SEC61 translocon subunit gamma (gene SEC61G). Gene Ontology annotation, cellular component: membrane; Ssh1 translocon complex. Lineage: Eukaryota; Metazoa; Chordata; Lepidosauria; Squamata; Phrynosomatidae. The record is from RefSeq and is a predicted model, not a curated record. Gene Ontology annotation, molecular function: transmembrane protein transporter activity. Gene Ontology annotation, biological process: protein targeting; post-translational protein targeting to membrane, translocation. The coding region runs from base 143 to 349 and encodes 68 amino acids. The transcript has 4 exons.